AACUUUCCAAGUCGUCCUCCUGCCACUGAUACCGUCCUCUCUCUCUCUCUCUCUCACACACACACACACACACACACACACAAGCACAAACACGCCUCCUCACUAAAUCAAUCAUCACAAACACAAGGGGAUGAUUUUGAAACGUUUGUUGUGUGGUAAUGAGAUUAGUUCUGACCAAGCGGACGUACAAGUACUAUGUUUACAGAAUAUAUUUGAAUUUCCAUUAACAGGGAAGGGAGACAAUGAGCAAAGUGCUAGUAGUUUCAGGUGGAUAAGAAAAUAAAUAAAUAGACAUGGGUGGCUGUUGUUGCUGCUGUGCACCCAAGACUGCCGAACUUAACCCUUCACCACCAUUCUAUCAUUAUCCAAGAGUGUCAGAGGAGCGUGAACCUCUGUCAUCUCACCAUGAAACAGUUUCUGCUCUAUCUACAGGGCUGUUGGUUGAUACCAAUCUCGAUACCUCAGUCCCAGACACUUACAGGCCGCCGCCUGCACCGAUACCUUAUGAUACACAUGUAGCAUGCCCUCAUACUCCAUCCCGGGACUUUGAUAGUUCUGGAAACAAGACCGAACCGGCUGUGGAGAAUACAAAUGCAGAAUCUGCUGAGGAAACUAACUCUGGUAGCACUUUGGACACAAAAGUAAAAAACUCAGACUCUGGUGAAAAGGGGCAAUUGAAUAUUGAGCUGACAGCAUCAGAUGAAGUAAAAAAUGAAGAUGAUCUUGAGAAGUCCAGUGAACCUCUCGUUUCAUCUCUACAGGAUGAGGAAGAUGUUUGUCCCAUCUGUCUUGAAGAAUAUGAUGCUGAGAAUCCAAAACUCAUCACAAAAUGUGAUCAUCAUUUUCACCUUGCUUGUAUUCUCGAGUGGAUGGAAAGAAGUGAUACUUGUCCUGUGUGUGAUCAGGAAACGUUUUUCAGUCCUCCUAUUGAUGUGUAGCAGCUGGAAUACUGUGAUUCGGGUAUAGUUUUUGCAAUUGGAGCAUCUGACAAUUUAAAUGCAUUGAAGAAGCUAUAGGUUUGUUAAUUUUUUCUUUGGUGAGGCUUUUAUUCUUUUCCUUUUACUUGGUAGGGAUGAUUGGAUCAAUGCCUUUUUUGCUCUGGUUUGUGUAUGUUCAUUAUAUUUGUAAAAAUUUCUUAUAUUUGGGAUUCCAGUUUAGUGUGGAACUGGUAGGGAUCGAUGGAUCAAUGCAUUUUUUGCCCGAGUUUGUGUAUAAACAGUCUCAAUAUUUUGUACAAAAUUCUUGUUUUUUUGGGAUUCCAAUUCCGUUUGUAAAUUGUAGGGAUCACUGAGCCAAUGCCAUCUUUUGUCC
This is a messenger RNA of Olea europaea var. sylvestris, 1311 nucleotides long. RefSeq names its product probable E3 ubiquitin-protein ligase RHB1A. The transcript has 6 exons. Gene Ontology annotation, molecular function: ubiquitin-protein transferase activity. NCBI's taxonomy places the organism in Eukaryota, Viridiplantae, Streptophyta, Magnoliopsida, Lamiales, Oleaceae. The coding region runs from base 294 to 938 and encodes 214 amino acids. The record is from RefSeq and is a predicted model, not a curated record.